AUGUCUACAAUAAACAUUGAAAGUUUAAUUUCAGCUGUCCAAAGCCGCCCAAUGCUAUGGCAGGACACCCACAAAGAUCACAAAAAUAAAAAUGUCACCGAUAAAGAGUGGGAAAAAGUUGGACAAAUUUGUAAUUGUUCUGGAGCCAAUGUAAAACUAAAGUGGAAAAACCUAAAAGACACUUUUCGAAGGGUUCUUCGAAAAGCUCCACGUCCAGUAUCGGGAUCCGAAGCUCCACCAACAAAACCGAAAUGGCCAUUUUUUGAAAUGAUGGCCUUUACGAGGCAGACAAUUGAACCCGAUCCAACUGAGGGAAAUCUUCGAGAACCAGAAAGUUAUUCAAUGGCUCAAAAUCGUUUUUUCGCAGAAACAAUAUCAGAUUUACUGGAAGAAGAGGAUGUAACCCUUUCAAGUGUCAAUAUGCUUACAAAAAGCACUCCUUCUACGAGCACCAGCUGCCCCCAAAACGUGCGAAAAAAUAAAAAUAAGAGAGCGUCAACAUACAAUUUGGAGUCAGAAUUUCUCGAGUUAGAAAAAGAAAGACUACAAAUUUUAAAGAAAGAGGUAGCAAAAAAAGAAGAGGAUAGUGAUGACCUUCAAUUUUUCAAAAGUCUUUUGCCAUUUAUGGCACAAUUUAACAAUUUUGAAAAACUUGAGAUAAGAACUGACAUUCAAAAUAUUAUAUUGGAUAAACUGAAGAAUACAAAUAAAGAUUAAAAAAAUUAAAAAAAAA
Molecule: messenger RNA, 733 nt
Organism: Eupeodes corollae
Lineage: Eukaryota; Metazoa; Arthropoda; Insecta; Diptera; Syrphidae
Exons: 2
Coding region: 1-717 (238 amino acids)
Biological process (GO): regulation of transcription by RNA polymerase II
Cellular component (GO): nucleus; transcription regulator complex
Molecular function (GO): DNA binding
Source: RefSeq, a predicted model, not a curated record